CGUCUGGCUCAGACACCGGAACCAAGCGCCCCCGCUCCAUCUCCACCGUGAGGAGGGAACGCCGCAGUUCUGCAGCUGUCGCCACCUUAAAAGAUUGGAGAUGGCCGAGGCAUCUAGUUUGAGCAGACGUUGAAGUCGCUCCUCGCUGUUUUCUAAAUAAUGCUUAGUUGUCAGAAGGGAGCGUGGCACGGCUCUCUGCUGGGCCGUUUUCAAGUUUGUAAUCUCCCUGACCUUUUUCGCCUCUUCUCAAAACACCUGUACUGACCGGCGUUUACCUUCAACGGACUAAAUGUUUCGUUUGACUCCCGUCGUGGGUCAGGUACUGUUCUCGGCCCGCAGGUUUCCUCAGGGAGUAAAACACAAAGAUCCAUGCCCUCGUGGACCUUACAUUUUAUGCAGAGAAUAAAUAUAAGACCGUUAUGUAACUUGGCAUAUGGUGCCAACAAGAAAUUUGAGCGAGCUAAAAGGACAUCAAUGCAAGCCUGAAGAAAAAGUAAUUGCUCCAUUUUAAGCCAUGGCAUAUCAGUUAUACAGAAAUACGACUUUGGGAAACAGUCUUCAAGAAAGCCUUGAUGAGCUCAUACAGUCCCAACAGAUCACCCCCCAGCUUGCCCUUCAAGUUCUACUUCAGUUUGAUAAAGCAAUAAAUUCAGCAUUGGCUCAGAGAGUCAGGAACAGAGUCAAUUUCAGGGGCUCUCUAAAUACAUACAGAUUCUGCGAUAAUGUUUGGACUUUUGUAUUGAAUGAUGUUGAAUUCAGAGAGGUGACAGAACUUAUUAAAGUGGAUAAAGUGAAAAUUGUAGCCUGUGAUGGUAAAAAUACUGGCUCCAAUACUACGGAAUGAGUAGAGAAAUUCGGCUUUUUUAUGCCACCUUCUGUUAUUUUCAUCGCUUUUUGAAGAAAAACAUAGAAGAGACUUUUUUUAAUUUAUUCUCACGGUGCAGAAAUGACAACACUGUGCUAUACUGUAACCCAAGGGUUUCACAGAGAGAAGCAUGUGACUCUGUUCUCUUACAUGACCUUUAGUACACAGCAUAAAGAAAUGUAACUUUUUUUUUUAAUGACAAAUCAAAAGUGGUUGCCUUCAUACGAAUAUUCUUCAAUAAACUUGUUUUAAAACUU
This is a messenger RNA of Cricetulus griseus (Chinese hamster), 1122 nucleotides long. NCBI's taxonomy places the organism in Eukaryota, Metazoa, Chordata, Mammalia, Rodentia, Cricetidae. The record is from RefSeq and is a predicted model, not a curated record.